This is a messenger RNA of Tarenaya hassleriana, 3728 nucleotides long. Its product is annotated as putative SWI/SNF-related matrix-associated actin-dependent regulator of chromatin subfamily A member 3-like 3. The coding region runs from base 70 to 3654 and encodes 1194 amino acids. Lineage: Eukaryota; Viridiplantae; Streptophyta; Magnoliopsida; Brassicales; Cleomaceae. Gene Ontology annotation, molecular function: zinc ion binding; nucleic acid binding; ATP binding. The record is from RefSeq and is a predicted model, not a curated record. The transcript is spliced from 19 exons.
UCUCUCUCUCUCUCUCUCUCCCCCUCCCUCUAUUACCCUUUUUCACUGUCUCGCCGCCGAUUGGAGGCAAUGGCCACGGAAGAAGACCAGACGAUGCAUUAUGCCCGACCAAAAUUCAUGUCGGGUUCCGGUGACGGCUUUGAUGCUUCGAGGAAGAUCGUCCCUGUUAGUCCCGAUGCCACGGCCGGAUCCUCUGUCGUACUACGGACAUCCACUGGAGUCCGAAUCUCAACCCUAACGGAGGAUCAGACCGGCGCGUCAAAUGGUUCAAGUUCGGAUCUCCGAGCGGAUGAUGGGUCGGGUCAUAGGGCGGGGAUUUCGUAUUUUGCAGAAAAAGAGCUAAGUGGUGCUUCUGCUGAAAACUCUGUGAAACCCUGUGAUGGGUUUGGGUGUAUGGAGAAGGAGAUGGUAGAAUCUGAUUCUGUUUGUCCGCGGAAACUAGAGAUCCGUGUGAAGGAGGAACCCGAUCUGCAUGUCGAGAAUCGGGUUUCUGCUCAAGAAGAAGAAAUGGUUGCUGAUUCUGUAUCGAAAUCCGCGGAUGACACUCUUUCAAGACUCUCAGGCAAUGGGUGUUGUAAUGUUAAGGUGAAAGAAGAAACCGAUUCAGGAACUCGGUCAGAAGAAGAAACAGUGCAAGAUAAAGCCGCAUUUGGUCCUUUGGAUGAGCCUGGAAAGAAAGAAGAGAUUACCAAAGUCCAGGAUGAACAGCCAAAGUUCAAUGAUGGUGGGAAGACAUCAUCUCUAGAAGAGAUAAAGAUGGAAAAAGAGAUCGAAGCUUUUUUUGAUGGCGUGGGAGCUCGUCUUUCAGCAAGAAGAGAGGAGGAUCUGCACGCAAAAAGGUCAGCACCAACGGAUGCCAAUAUUCAUGCAACAAGGCCGAAUCCCCCUGUAGCUCCCAAAGUGAAACCAGAGAAUCUGAAUUCCCGUGUGAAAGAAGAGAAGAGAUAUGUUCAUGCACCGAAACCCGUGUAUGUGAAGAAGGAAGUGAUUGAAGAAAAGAUGGUAGUGGAAGAUGGGGAUUUUCCAGUGGAGAAAGAAUGGUAUUUGGUAGGAAGAUCACUGGUCACAGCUAUUUCCACAUCUAAAGGGAGGAAAUUGGUGGACAAUGAGAUUGUUUAUUUCAAGUUUCCUACUGUCACCACCAAUUGGAAAUGCGCUAAUAUUGUUCGUUUCUCUACAAAAAGAAAUGGAGAGAUCGGUAGGCUUCCAAUGGAGUUGUCGAACUGGGCAACGUACCUUGCACGUUCUGGAAAGGUCAAAAUGCUUGGUAGAUGUGUAGCUGCUCCAGCAAAUCUUCAAAUGAUGCAAGAUAUUACCUUAUAUGUCAGUUUUUACAUUCACAGCAUGAUAUUUACCGAUGUGAACAAGUCAACCUGGUGCAUCGGUAGCCCUCCAAACAUAGAUUCCAUGAUUUAUCCGCUCCGUCUGCUUUUCAAGCACCUGAAGAUCAAGCCUUAUCAACAGGCGGAGUUCACGGUUCAGGAACUUAACUCCAACAAACGUUUGCUGAAUUUGGAGGAUGACUCGGACAAAGAAGCGGCUAUGCUGCCCGUACUGAAAAGAAGAAGGGGUUGCGAGCAGAACAACGAAGAUAACCAAGAUGUUUCCGAGACAUCUCUCAACAAAAUUGUUGGAGCUGCAGAUUCAUACAACCUGGAGGAAAUGGAACCACCGAGUACGCUCAUGUGCAACCUGAGGCCGUACCAGAAACAAGCUCUCUACUGGAUGUCAGAAUCUGAAGAAGGAAUUGAUGUUGAAAAAGCAGCUGAAACUCUUCAUCCAUGCUGGGAAGCCUACCGAAUCUGUGACGGGAGGGCACCCUCAAUUUAUGUGAAUGUCUUCAAUGGCGAAGCAACAAUCCAGUUUCCGGCUGCAACACAGAUGGCGAGAGGCGGAAUACUUGCAGAUGCUAUGGGACUUGGGAAAACCGUGAUGACGAUUGCGUUAAUACUAGCACGGCCAGGUCGAGGUAGCCCAGAUAAUGAAAAUGCCAAUGUUACAGGAAAUAUGAGCCAAAGGGCCAGACAAAGCUCUCAAAAGGCAAAAGGAGGCACUCUUAUUGUUUGUCCCAUGGCUUUGUUGAGCCAGUGGAAGGAUGAAAUGGAGACUCAUUCGAGUCCGGACAGCUUAUCUGUGUUAGUUUGCUACGGAGGUGACAAAACAAAUAACCCUAGGGUGAUUGCAGAUCAUGAUGUGGUCUUGACAACAUAUGGUGUCUUAUCCUCAGCUUAUAAACAAGAUAUGGAGAAAAGUAUAUUCCACAGGGUGAACUGGUACAGGGUAGUGCUGGAUGAAGCUCACACGAUUAAGUCAUGGAAGACUCAAGUGGCCAAAGCUGCGUUUGAGUUGUCGUCUCAUUGCAGAUGGUGUCUUACAGGAACUCCCUUACAAAACAAACUCGAAGAUCUUUACAGUCUUCUAUGUUUCCUGCAUGUCGAGCCAUGGUGUAACUGGGCAUGGUGGAAUAAGUUCAUUCAAAAGACUUACGAGAAUGGAAAUCCACAAGGGCUGAAGCUUAUCAAGGCGAUCUUGAGGCCGUUGAUGCUGAGAAGGACAAAGGAAACACGAGACAAUGAAGGAAGACUAAUACUUGAACUCCCUCCAACCGAUGUCCAAGUUGUUGAAUGUGAACAAUCUGAAGAGGAACGUGACUUUUACACCGCCCUUUUCAAGAGAUCCAAAGUCCAGUUCGAUCAGUUUGUGGCACAAGGCAAAGUUCUUCACAACUAUGCAAACAUCCUCGAGCUCUUACUCCGUUUGCGUCAAUGUUGCAACCAUCCGUUUCUCGUCAUGAGCCGGGCAGAUUCACAGAGGUAUGCAGACUUGGAUAGACUUGCGAAGAGAUUUCUGGACAAUAACAUGGAUUCCAUGUCCCAAAAGCCGGCUCCUUCUCGAGCAUAUGUUGAGGAGGUCAUUGAAGAUAUACGAAAAGGCGAAAGCAAAGAAUGUCCAAUAUGCUUGGAAUCUGCAGAUGAUCCAGUCCUCACGCCUUGUGCUCACAGAAUGUGCCGGGAAUGCCUCCUUUCCAGCUGGAGGGCUCCGACAUGUGGUCUAUGCCCGAUUUGCAGGACGACAGUGAGCAAGAACGAGUUAAUCUCUUGCCCAACUGAGAGCAAAUUCCGAGUUGAUGUGGUGAAGAACUGGAAAGAAUCUUCCAAGGUAUCGAAGCUGUUAUGGUUCUUAGAGAGGAUACAGAGAUGCGAAAAGAGCAUCGUCUUCAGCCAGUGGACUUCGUUUUUUGAUCUUCUGGAGAUUCCGUUGAGGAGAAGAGGAAUAGGGUUUCUCAGAUUCGAUGGGAAGCUUGCACAGAAAGCAAGGGAGAAGAUCUUGAAGGAAUUCAAUGAAAGCAGUGAGAAGAGAGUUCUUCUAAUGUCUCUGAAAGCAGGAGGAGUCGGUCUGAAUCUAACCGUAGCUUCGAACGUCUUUCUCAUGGAUCCAUGGUGGAAUCCGGCAGUGGAAGAGCAAGCGAUAAUGAGAGUUCAUCGAAUCGGCCAGAAGCGAACAGUUCGCGUCCGGAGAUUCAUCGUUAAGGAUACGGUGGAGGAGAGGAUGCAACAGGUUCAGGCGAGAAAGCAACGGAUGAUCGCCGGAGCUCUUACCGAUGAAGAAGUCCGAUCUGCUCGUCUCGAAGAGCUCAAAAUGCUAUUCCGAUGAGGAGAUGUUCAUAUCUAUCUACUUGCAUUUAUAUUUAUCGAAUUUCAUUAAGCAACCUUUUUAGCAUAUAUAUA